This is a messenger RNA of Verticillium alfalfae VaMs.102, 960 nucleotides long. RefSeq lists its product as hypothetical. Bases 1 to 960 code for a protein of 319 amino acids. The record is from RefSeq and is a predicted model, not a curated record. The transcript has 3 exons. Lineage: Eukaryota; Fungi; Ascomycota; Sordariomycetes; Glomerellales; Plectosphaerellaceae.
AUGCAAAACCCUUCCAAGUCAUCCUCAACUCCCCUGCAGCUCCUGCACAACAGCAGCACUCGCCCGCUAUAUGCAAUACUCUUUACCCAGAGAACUCUCCAAAACGAGGGAAACCCUGCCACCGGCAUCAUCAUCCACCCACCCAACACCGUGGACAGAACCCCAGCCCCCGUUUACUCGCUCGUCCGCCUCGUCGCGUCCGCGACCAACGACAACUGGUAUCAAACCACUGCACCCUCACCCUCCGAUUCAGCCCUCGAAGACCAGGUGACCGUGCCCCAAUGGGCCAGCACCGUCGACGACAUCAUCUCCCUCUCUGUUCCCGUCGCCAUGGCCACCCAAAACGCCGACUCAGACAGCGAGGCCGGGGGCCCCGAGUCAGACUCGGAUGACGACUUUGAGAUGCCCACCAACGCCGGCGAGCAGGUCAACCCCUGGCGCAUCCGGAUCUGGGGCCUCGCGGCCUCCCCCGGUGGCGGCAUGCAUGCCGCCAUGGUCUCCCAGCAGAGCGCCCUCGGGCCCGAGCCCAAGGUUAAAUCUAAGAUUCUCUGGGGCUUCAAGCCGCGCCUGGCUGCGGGCAUCGAGACCGCCAGUGAGGGCCAGGACGAGCCCUCCAGCGCGGUGCAGAUGACAACCGAGGGCAAGAUGUGGGAGUGGAUGUACGGUGGCGGCCCACCCGUGCGCGGCGCCGUGGGCUGGGCGGCCGAGUACAAGCCCAAGGGCGAUGAGGCGCUGCGCGAGCAGCUGAGGAGUGUGCUCCAAGCGCAGGUCUCUACUUGCACAGCCAGCGGUCUAGCCAUCCUAGCCCCCGGUAUCUCUCGUGCGUGCGGUGUCUGCGGCCGUCGCUGCCUUGCUGCUGAACAGAUUACCAGGAUUGCAGAGACACACGGUGUCGAGGCCGUGGUAGAUCCAUCUGCCGUGGAGUUGUGUGGAGGCUGUGGCGGUAAGUUCAUUGCGUAG